This is a messenger RNA of Colletes gigas, 1940 nucleotides long. It is a transcript of the gene ATP6AP2, whose product is annotated as ATPase H(+)-transporting accessory protein 2. The record is from RefSeq and is a predicted model, not a curated record. Lineage: Eukaryota; Metazoa; Arthropoda; Insecta; Hymenoptera; Colletidae. Bases 112 to 1404 code for a protein of 430 amino acids. Gene Ontology annotation, cellular component: membrane; external side of plasma membrane. Gene Ontology annotation, biological process: positive regulation of Wnt signaling pathway. The transcript has 9 exons. Gene Ontology annotation, molecular function: signaling receptor activity.
UAGCAGACAGUGGAGCUUCCAUCACGUUUGCGUGUCAUAUGAUCAAUUUGUGAAUUGGUAUUGAAUUCCUGGGAGUGUCUCAAUUUUACGGUUCUUGCUUUUAAAACAACAAUGUUAAAACUAUUUUGGGGUUUCAUAGCUGUAAUCGUUGCAGUAAAAGCAAGCGGAGAUUUCGUAGUUCUACACAGUCCGAACAGUGUUUUAUUCAACGGGAAUGAAGAAGUGGAACAGAGCUUACUCAAAGAAGUACUGGCUGCUGCUCUAGGUUUCACUGUUAAGCAGAGAGGAACAUGGAGCGGCAUUUCUAUUGCCGAUCCGUUCAGUCUUCCAGAAGCUGUAGUCGCUGUAGCAAUAGAAGGUGUAGGGUCUCUAGAUAUCCCUAGGGGCAAAAGGUUUCCUUUAAAUGUCAAUGAAGUUGAAGAAACUACAUGGCAGGCACUUAGAGAACGCUUGGAAGAAAGAGAUAACGAUAAUACAUUAGUCAGAAUAUCCUUAGGCGACGGUCUUGAUGCUCUAGGACAGUCUGCUCUUGGUGAAUUAAAGCCAACCCCCAUCGACGAAGCUUCUUUGAAAGCCUUAAACUUAAGGAAGGAAGAUGAUAAAAAAUUCCUAGAAGAAGUGCAAUUGCUCCAUGCUAUCGCUAAGAAAGCACCUUCUGCAAUUAAACCAGACUCGAAAUCUGAUAUUUAUUGGCUGGUUAUAUCUGGCUUGCGUCCAAUCUUUGAUGAUUAUGGAUAUAAUUCGACCACGUCUAGGGAAGCUUUAUCAUUAUUGAACAAUGCCCUGAACAUUAUUCGCGAUGCAUUUGUCCAGGCGUACGAUGGCCAGGUAUUAAUUGUGGCUUUCACAAACGAUGCAAGCAAGGUACAUCAUAUCCGCUCUGUCACAAUAGGAAGGCAAAAACGAGAUACUAACGAGACGGAUAAGAUUAAAAAUGUAGAAUCUACUUCGGAACAUACACAGCUGCACAAUGAUGCAGAUUUGACUAAUAAUAAUAAUAUUAUAAUUAAGCAAAAUGAUCACCAAGAUGAAAACAAAACGGUCGAAGACGAAGAGGAUACAAACAUAAACAUUGAUAGCGCUAGCAAAUACGACAGUAACGUGAACAAUUCCACUGCAAAAAGUGAUUUUCGUGACGAUAGCGGAGUCACUGAAUCUAAUCAGGAAUUGACUAGUACGGAGAGUAACAUAUAUUUUAACACACAAAUUAUAGGACAGAAGAUCCAUAAUCUUGCGAAAGUAUACUCGGCGGAUUAUCCUAUCAUCUUUAAUAUUCUAUUAUGGUUUGGAGUUGUUUUUGUUUUUUCGCUCCUUGCUAUUUGCAUUGCCAUUUCACAAAUGGAUCCAGGACGGGAUUCGAUAAUAUACAGAAUGACCUCCAAUCGUAUGAAGAAGGAUAAUUAAAUGUAAAUACAAGUUAAUGAUGUUUAAAUUAAAAAUGUUGUGUUAUGUAAGGUGUACUUAAACUGUCAUCUUUACUUCAUGAACGUGCACAAUUCCAUUUUAAUUUCAUUUUUUAAAGUUCCAAAAAAAAAUGUUAAACAUCUCGUUAUCGGUAUUACGAUCGUUGUAAUAUAUUUAUAUACAUAUUAGUUGUAUCCCACACAAUGCAGUCAACCAUAUAAUAUUUUUUAUUGUGUAUUUUAUAGCGUUGAGUAGCUGCAUCGCCCAUGUAUAAAUGUAUUAUAGUCUAAGGCUUACGAAUGACUACACCUAAUAAUAAAACAUGUUUAAGCGUAUAGUUAUGGAGUAAAAUAAUAAAGGCUAGAAAUUUUUAGGAAUAUUUCAAUGUUCGUGGUAAUCAUCCUACAGUUAAUUUGGCGCAUUCGCAGCCCCACUCGACCUAAUCUUACUCGUGUAAGUAACUCGUUUUCUUUUUUCGAGCAUCCUCAAGCAUGUAUCUCAAUUUUGUUCACAAUGUUAUUCAUAUGUUUGUAAAA